Molecule: messenger RNA, 1577 nt
Organism: Paramuricea clavata
Lineage: Eukaryota; Metazoa; Cnidaria; Anthozoa; Malacalcyonacea; Plexauridae
Source: the annotation of a GenBank genome assembly
AUGGCUAUGGCUGAUAGCGUGUUACUGAAACAACGCAAUAAACACAUGAACGCAAUGGCUGCAAUAAUUGGAAUGACACUAAAAACUUCAUCAACAUCGGUAUGAUAUUAAUUUAAUUUGUACAAUUUAUAUUCAACUUGAUAAAACAUGACACAAUCUAGUGAUAAAUCUUGUCCCUUCAUAUCAAAGAGUACUCUAUAGCAUAGACAUAAAUAUGCUAUGCAUAGAAGCCCAUACUCCAUAGUUAUAUACUAAGAAUGGUCUUGAUUUCUGUGUUAUGGGUGAAACUAUUUUAAUAUUACAUUAUUCAUGUGUUAGGUUUAUGAUAAAAAACCGUACCUUUUUUGUUUGUUAAAUAUGCAUGUAUGUAAUAAAGUAUGCACUAUUGUACACAUCUCAGGUACUUGCUUGACACUUGUAGUAUGUUCUAUGUCUAUGAUUAAACGGCAAACGCAUUGUAUAAACCCUUGGCCUUACAGAGUUAUGGCUUAUAUUUUCAAAACAAACAAACGCAAAAUGAACAGGCUUACAGUAAUUCAAAUGGCAUUACCGUCUAUAUCAUGGCCAGAUUUUGAGGGGAUGUGUGGGGAGGUGCGCACCUCCCAUAUAUACCUCCCCUGAGAUCGUUUUGCACCUCCCCUGAGAAUUUUUGCACCUCACCUGAAAAGUGAAUGCACCUCCCAUCGGGAAAGUUUCAAUGAUAAAUCAAAGUGAAUAUUUGACAUUGCUUAGGGUCGAUAUUUCAUAAAAACAUUUUUCUGUAAAAUUGAAACAGUGAUAUAGCCAUCUGUGUCAAAUACCAUUUUAUUAAUAAUGCAAUGUUUUGCUAACAUGCAUAUGUCACGUCGUUGACUCUGGCCUGUUCUAAGCCCUAACUUUCCAUGGGGGUCGUGAGAUAGAAUGUUGCACCUCCCCUAAAUUUUUUUCCCACUUCUCCCACUAUUUCCACCAAAAUCUGGCCUUGGUCUAUAUGUAAGAAGUAUGUGUUAAUUCAGGUUAAAAAAUCCAAGUUCCAUAUGAAAAUCUUAUAUUCUUUUCAGACAGUUAUUAGUACUUUUCCAAAGCUUAAACUAAGUUGCUGCAAUCUUACUAUCCUAAAGAAGAUGGAUGCUUUGAGACAAAACCAUGACCAGAUGCUACAAAAUGCAAAACAACAGAUAGAAGAAAGUUACAAAGAUGGAAAGUUUGGCCCUUCAUCUCAUCCUGGUUUUUCCAUCCCAUUCGACAACAUACAUGUUACGAUUGGUCGACGGCAUAUGACAAUUGCGCAUCAGAAUCAGGACUGUCACUGGGUCAACCAUAUAUAUGUACAGAAUCGGGUUUCAGGUAACUAUUUGCCUGCUAGUGGCUGCAGCCAGGACAUUGAUAAGUUAGACAAUAUUGAUAUACUCGUCAGUUCACAGGAUGAGAAGAAGCAAAAGUUUGAGUAUGGAAUUCUAGUAUCGCAUUUCCUGGUUGAGCAUUUCAAGCAAUUUGAAUUUCUGAAAAAAGUAUGUAUUUUGCAUAUCACACAUCGAUAUACCAAAGAAAUGGGGACAAAAUCUGUCAAGAUGUGUCCAUUAGGCCAAGUAAAAUAA